This is a messenger RNA of Culex pipiens pallens (northern house mosquito), 1634 nucleotides long. RefSeq lists its product as uncharacterized. Lineage: Eukaryota; Metazoa; Arthropoda; Insecta; Diptera; Culicidae. Gene Ontology annotation, cellular component: cytosol. The record is from RefSeq and is a predicted model, not a curated record. The transcript is spliced from 4 exons. Gene Ontology annotation, molecular function: mRNA binding. The coding region runs from base 223 to 1107 and encodes 294 amino acids.
AAAAAGGGUCACUCACCACCGGCCAAACGCGCGUUUGUUUUUCUCCACCGCUCGGAUGCCGCGAAUUUUCCGUAAUCGCUUGUAAAAUUUGUAAAUAAAAGUGCUAUUUUUCGCUUACCUCGGCAGGUUUAGUGCGUGGUUCGCGCGGGGCCACUGCUAGUGUGUGCACCGCUUUUGUUUUUUCGCGCGGAACCUGGAAGUGCCCGGGAAGAGGUGCUCGUAAUGCAGCGUAACAAAAUCUUCGUGGGCAGUUUGCCGCCCGGAACGAAGCCGGAGGAAAUCCGGGCCAUGUUCGAGAACUACGGCGUCGUGACGGAGUGUGACGUCAUGAACCGGUGCGCCUUUGUCCACAUGCAGAGCUCGGACAUGGCCGAGAAUGCGAUCGCGGCUCUGCACAACUCGGCCUUCAAGGGGGCGACCAUCAAUGUGGAACACGGAAGAAGCAAAAACCCGGGUGACGGAGGGGGCAGGGGAGGAGGAGGUGGGGGAGGGUUCAGGGGCGGCCCGCGAGGGGCCGGAGGUGGUGGUGGUGGUCGCGGUGGUUUCCGACAAGAUGGCCAAGAACGAUCUGGCGGCGGUGGUCCAAUGAGAAAUAACCGAGGCGGCUUCCGGAAUCAACCUUACGGCGGCGGUGGAGGCGGCCGUGGCGGAUAUGAAGGUGGCCAAGGAGGUGGCUAUCGGGGCGGAUUCAACCGCGGAGGAGGAGGAGGAGGCGGCGGAGGGGACAACUAUCGGAACAGUGGAAGCAGAUUCUCGCACUCCAGUCCUGGCCAGUUCAACAGCGAAGAUCGUCGUGGAUUCGCGCUGCCAAACGAAGGUGGUGGAGCGGGACGGUACGGUGGAGGUGGAGCGGGAGGUGGACCGCCGGCCCGGGGCAACAGCGGAUUGGCCAUCAGUGCUCAGAACGAUCCGUACGCUCGCCGCGUGCCGGCACCUGCUGCGGGAGGAGGACCGGGAUAUGGCGGCCGUGGCGGUUACAAUCAAGGAAACGGAACCGGCAACUUCCACUCAUCGAACUACAACCAAUCCUUUCCUCCGCUGGGAAGUGAACCUCCUCGGGUAAACCGCGGACCACCGCCCCAACAUCAGCAACGGUGGGCACAGUAGAAGGAGAAGGGUCAGCCCCUUCCAACAACUUGGAAUCAUGUUCGUAGAGUAAAUUAAAAUGUGUUUUCUUUUUUUGUAUCUUACCAUAUUUUAUCACCGAUCAUUGAGCAUCUCACGAGAGACACACACACACACUGUUUCAAAUAGAAACAAACAAAACCGGAACCACCAAAAGCCCUCCCAUACGAGAGAAUCAUUUACAAAUAGUAUUUAAGAUUUUUUUUUUUUUUGUUGCGAUGUGCGUGCUUUGACAAAAAAAAAUCAAUCUUAAGCACGCACAGACGCAAUUUUACUAUUGUAAUUUUCCUUUAUAAUGUUGCAAAUAAAUUACAAAAGUUUUUGUGCAAAUGUUUCAUACACAUUGCGCAAUCUUUGAACGUUUUCAUAGCUCUACAGCGAAACAGGACGAAGCUGGCGCGAUUGUCAAAUUGAUUGAUUGAUUGAGCAAUAGUUGUAGGAAAAAUGUAGAUUUUAUAAGGUUUUUUUUUCUCAGCCCAUUCAAACCAACAAUAGCAGACAAACAAACA